UACGUAUUCUACGUCCAACGAUAAAACGAUUGCAAUCAGUAAGAUCAAAUCAGUGUAAAGAUGCACACAGCAAUCGGUUUCUUACUCGUCUGCACUGUUACUGUAGGUGCAUUAGAUAAUCGUACAAAAGGGAAUGAAAACUUGACAAUUAAAAAAUGUUCCGACGAGUUCUUCGAAGAUUUGCACACGCUCGACGACGACGGUCAUCCAGUGCUAAGCAAGGAUUACCCGGAAACCAUGAAAGAAACUGAGAAGAAUUUACACGAACGUGUUUUAUUUCAUCUUUCUACAAGAGCCAAAAACACUUCUGAACAAUUGUAUUUAGACGAUGUCGGCACGUUGGAAAAAAGCCAAUUCGAUCCAAAUAAGGAAACGAAAUUUAUCACUCACGGAUGGUUCAGUUCUUGCAACGUCGACGCUUGCCUAUUGAUUCGUGAUGCGUUCCUUCAACAUGGUGAUUACAACGUGAUUUUGAUCGACUGGAGCGCGAUAUCGAACAAGUCAUAUCAAUGGUCUGCCAGUCGGGUCUUAAUGGUCGCUCAAUAUGUUUCCAAAAUGAUCGAUUUCCUAGUGACGCGAGGAAUGAAACCGUCUAAUGUGACUAUCGUUGGCCAUUCCCUGGGCGGCCACGUGGCCGGACUGUCAGCUCGCUACGCAAAGAGCAAUGUUAAUUACGUAAUCGCCUUGGAUCCAGCGCGACCCAAUUUUCUUUUCGUUAGCCCUGGCAAUCGAGUAUCCCGCGGUGACGCCAAGUACGUAGAGGUAAUACACACAAACGCUGGUCUGCUUGGUUAUACUUAUUCUAUCGGUGACGUUGACUUCUAUCCAAACGGUGGGUUCCAACAAAACGGAUGCGGCAUCGCGGGCGUCGAUAUCGAAGGCUCGUGUUCGCAUUCCCGCGCGUAUGAGUAUUACGCGGAAUCCAUCAACAGUGAUCUAGGUUUCGUAGGUAGGAAGUGUGGAAGUUACAAAGAUUUUCAGGUCGACAAGUGCGAAUUGAAUGGUACUGCAAUUAUGGGAGGUGUUACGCCUAAAUUUAAUGUCACAGGCAAUUAUUAUUUAAACACGCUUUCCAAAGCACCGUUUGCUAAAGGUAGAAGUUAAUUUUAUUAAUAAUAUAUUAAGUUAUAUUCAUAUUUAAGAGCAAUCUAUAGAAAAAGAAAGACAUUUAU
Molecule: messenger RNA, 1172 nt
Organism: Ceratina calcarata
Lineage: Eukaryota; Metazoa; Arthropoda; Insecta; Hymenoptera; Apidae
Product: phospholipase A1-like
Exons: 4
Coding region: 61-1104 (347 amino acids)
Biological process (GO): lipid catabolic process
Molecular function (GO): lipase activity; serine hydrolase activity
Source: RefSeq, a predicted model, not a curated record